Messenger RNA from Penicillium arizonense, 1680 nucleotides. RefSeq names its product MDR family MFS transporter. The transcript has 6 exons. NCBI's taxonomy places the organism in Eukaryota, Fungi, Ascomycota, Eurotiomycetes, Eurotiales, Aspergillaceae. Gene Ontology annotation, molecular function: transmembrane transporter activity. The record is from RefSeq and is a predicted model, not a curated record. The coding region runs from base 1 to 1680 and encodes 559 amino acids. Gene Ontology annotation, biological process: transmembrane transport.
AUGGACAAGCAAACCAUCGACUCAGAGCAGCAGGUGAUGGCCGAAGACCAUCCGCGGCAUUCGUGUACCCUUGUGUCAAGUUCAGAACGAGGUGACAGGGAUGUCGCCAACUACGACGCAAAAGCUCGUGCCGCUGAUGAAUAUCCGCAUGGUGCGCGCCUGGCUGCUGUUGUGUUUUCACUCAUGUUGGGCGUGUUUUUGGUGGCACUCGACAACACCAUCCUCGGCACGGCCAUUCCCAAAAUAACGGACGAAUUCCAUGACCUCAACAGAGUGUCGUGGUACGGGUCAGCCUAUUUGAUGACAUAUGGCAGUGGCUUCCAAUCAACCUGGGGAAAGUUUUACAAGUACUUUCCAAUCAAGCUUUGGUUCCUCGUUGCCGUGUUCAUUUUUGAAGUGGGCAGCCUCAUCUGCGCCGUGGCUCAAGACCCUACAACUCUCAUUGCCGGCCGGGCUAUCGCUGGCUUCGGCGGAUCCGGAGUUGGCGUCGGAGUUUUCACGAUUAUCGGGUUCGCUGUGCCCCCUGAGAAACGUCCACAGCUUUUGGGCUUUACCGGAGCAACUUACGGCAUCGCCGCAGUCUUGGGACCGCUCAUCGGCGGCGCUUUCACUGAAAAAGUGUCAUGGCGCUGGUGCUUCUACAUCAACCUGCCCAUCGGAGGACUAGCUGCCGGGAUGAUAUUCUUGCUCUUCAAGCCCCCAAGUAGCGCAGCGCCGGCAAAGGCUACACCUAAAGAGAAGUUCUUGCAAAUGGACCUCGUCGGUGGAGUCCUUAUGAUGGGCUUAAUCAUUUCAUAUAUCCUGGCGCUGCAGUAUGGCGGCCAGACACAUUCCUGGAAGAGCAGCCAGGUUAUAGGACUGCUGGUCGGCUUUGUUGUGAUUGUUCUCGUCUUUGUGGCCUGGGAAAUCUACCAGAAGGAACGUGCAAUGAUUGUUCCACGACUGUUCAUGAAACGCUACAUUUGUGUGGGCUCCAUAUUCAUGUUCUUCUUCGGUGGCGCCCACUUCAUUAUCCUUUACUAUCUUCCGAUCUACUUCCAGAGCGUCUAUAACAGCACUCCGAUCGCAUCCGGUCUCAAAAUGCUCGCACUCAUCAUCCCGCUAACCCUCGCUGCCGUCGUGCAGGGAUUUGCGCUAUCCAAAAUCGGCGUCGUACCCCUGUUUUGGAUCAUAGGUGGCGUUUUGGGAACCGUCGGCUGCGGCCUAAUCUAUACUUUUGAUACUGAAACAUCUGCUGGCAAGUGGAUUGGGUAUCAGAUUAUUGUUGGCUUCAGCGCGGGCUGGACAUUCCAGAUUGCCAUGUCAAACGCGCAAGUCCAUGCUUCACCAGAGGACAUGUCGCAGGCCACAGCUAUUGUCAAUUUCUUCAUGACCGUUGGCGGAGCUUUCUUUCUCUCAGCAGCACAAUCGGCCUUCAACAAUCAGCUGAUUGAGACACUUGCCAUAAAACUCCCCGAGAUCGACCCGGCGGUAGCUAUUGGGACCGGUGCAACGCAAAUCCGCGAAGCCUUUACACCUUCGCAAGUUUCCGUCAUCAUCGACGCAUACAUGGUUGGUCUGAAAGCUGUCUUUGCGAUUACAAUUGCCGCCUUUGGUGUCGCCACUGUCAUUGGAUUCUUUGGCAGCUGGAAGAAGCUCCACGGUGAUGAACUGAAGAAGGCGGCCGGUGGCGCUGCAUGA